Messenger RNA from Penicillium bovifimosum, 3354 nucleotides. Its product is annotated as cytochrome P450 oxidoreductase. Bases 1 to 3354 code for a protein of 1117 amino acids. The transcript is spliced from 11 exons. The record is from RefSeq and is a predicted model, not a curated record. Gene Ontology annotation, molecular function: monooxygenase activity; iron ion binding; transmembrane transporter activity. NCBI's taxonomy places the organism in Eukaryota, Fungi, Ascomycota, Eurotiomycetes, Eurotiales, Aspergillaceae. Gene Ontology annotation, biological process: transmembrane transport.
AUGCAAUUUACAGGUACCCUGGGCGCUCUGCUGCUCUUGGGCCUCACCAUCGCCGCUGUUCAAUUAGCGAAGCUAUGGCGAAACUAUACGCAAGCGAAGCGAACAGGCCUUCCCGUCGUCAUCGCUCCGCUGCUGGAGACUCAGGUUCUGGCGCAGAUUGCGACUCCCGUCCUUCGCAUCAUGUACCUCAACUAUUUAGACCAGGGUAGAGGAUGGCCUCGAUGGUGCCGCUUCAUGAUAAAAGACUGGUCAUGGGAGGACAAGCGGCUCGCCCACGAGGAAUAUGGUGAUGUUUUCAUCGUGGUAUCUACCGAGGGCAUGAUAUGCUACAGUGCAGAUGCAAAGAUGGGCUGGGACGUGAUGAAUCGGCGAUAUGAUUUCACGAGGCCGCGAGACAAAUAUAGUGGGUUCAUCCAGUUCAAACUUCUGGAGCUCUACGGACCAAACGUGGCAACUGCCGAAGGAGCCGAGCACCGUUUUCAUCUACGUAUCACUGCGCCGCCCUUGUCAGAUGGCAGUGGCGUUAAUGAGCUUGUCUGGACGGAAACAAUGCGCCAAACCCGCAAUCUUCUCCGUAAAUGGGAGCAAGAGUCGCCCGGAGAUCUGCACGAGGACGUCAACGCCCUGACGCUCGCAGUCAUUUCUCUUGCUGGCUUUGGCAAGAAACUGGACUCCCUGACCGGCCAGUCCCAGUACAUUCCGUCUGGAUAUACCCUGAGCUUCCUGAAAGCCAUCACGGAUACCACGGCCUUCAUGGUCUCUAUUCUGGUAUUUCCGGCGUGGCUAUUGAGGGUCUCUCCUCUGGCAAAGGCACGGCUAGCGCAUACACAGCUGGACAAGUACCUUCGUGCCAUGAUCCGCGAGGAGCGGGAGGCGCUGAACAGCGGUGGGAGCGUUGAGUCUCGCGGCCCACAAGGAAACUUACUUCAGACACUGCUCAAGUCAUCGUAUGAAGUUGCGCAGGAGACAAAGCAAGGGGAGAAAGAAGCUUGCUUUGGGGCAAGUCGGAAACACGCGUUCACUGAAUCUGAAGUCUUGGGAAACUUGUUUAUCUAUCUUUUGGCCGGCUACGAAACCACAGCGAAUGCCAUUGCAUACGGCCUGAUCGUGCUCGCUCUGGAGCCAGAACUACAGACACGCGUCGCCGCUGAGGUUGACGCCGUAUGGUCGCGUGCAGCUGCCGAUGGACGCAAUGAACUCACUUAUCUAUCCGACUUCCCUCAGCUGCAAUACAUGUAUGGGUUCAUGUAUGAGACCUUCCGACUCUACCCAGGCGUUACACUCAUUACGAAAAUGUGCCACGCAGCCCAGCCCAUUUGUGUCGGAAACACCUCGCACAUCCUCCCGCCUGGCUGCCGCGUCUAUCUGUCCGCUCCCGGAGUCCACUACAAUGAAAAUUACUGGGAAAGUCCGAGGGAACUGAGGCCAGAGCGAUGGUCUGAGUCAUAUUCCUUCAGCGAAAAAAAUGGCGAGAGUGCCACAGCAGUGCCCAUUUCUGCCCCCCAGGCUAAAAAUGCCGCUCUCACCGCCGAUAAAACGCGGCAAAUGCGCGGCACCUUGCUAACGUUCAGUGACGGGGUACGCGCUUGUUUGGGCCGCAAGUUCGCGCAAGCAGAGUACAUGGCUUUCUUCUCGGUACUACUGCACAAAUAUGAAGUGACAUUUGCCCAAGGCGUAGAUAAGAAUCAAGCAAGGAGGGAUUUGGAUUUGAAGUGCGCCGGCAAAGUUACGCUUGCCCCGUUGGAAGGGCAGCGGUUAGCGUUGAAGAGACGGGAAGGACGCAUGGCGUCUGAAGAUGAUUACCCUGCGGGUAUGAAGCUGGUGCUGCCAGUUCUGGCACUCGUAGUCAGCAUAUUCCUGGUGGCAUUGGACAUGAGUAUAGUUGCUACGGCCAUUCCACGUAUCACUCAAGAGUUCAACAGUCUGGACGAUAUUGGAUGGUAUGGUUCCGCCUUUUUCCUAACUAUCUCUAGUUUUGCGCAACUAUGGGGCAAGGCGUAUACCUACUUUCCCCUCAAGUGGGUUAUCAUAACGGCGAUCUUUAUCUUUGAAAUUGGCAGCUUGAUUUGCGGCGUUGCUCAGGAUAGUCGGACACUCGUUGUCGGGAGAGCCAUCUGCGGUGCUGGCGGUGCUGGUGUCACCAAUGGCUGUUACAUCAUCAUUGCCUUCAUCGCUAGACCUGAGAAGCGACCUGCUUAUACGGGUGUGCUCGGUGCGACGUAUGGAUUGGCUAGUGUUGCUGGCCCGCUCGUAGGCGGCGCUUUCACAACAAAUGUAUCUUGGCGGUGGUGCUUCUAUAUCAACCUUCCAGUCGGCGGACUCUCUUUGCUCCUUCUCUUUUUGUUCUUCAAAACGCCGGCUGUCGCAACACCAAAGCCCGCGACUCUCGGGGAGAAGUUGUUGCUGAUGGAUCCACUGGGUGUCCUCCUCGUCACAUGUUCUCUGAUUUGCCUCCUUCUAGCACUACAAUGGGGCGGUAUCACCAGAGCCUGGGGUUCGGCUGCAGUCAUCGGCUGCCUUGUAGGCUUUGUCGUCAUUUUUAUCGUCUUCGCUGGAACACAAUGGUGGCAGGGCGAGAGGGCAAUUCUCGCGGGGUCAUAUUUCACCUUUGUGUACUAUCUUCCCAUCUAUUUCCAAUCUAUUGGCGCCUUGUCUGCCGCCGCAAGCGCAGUCCGCAAUCUUCCGCUCAUUGUCGGCUCGUCUGUAUUCGGCAUUGUCGCAGGUGCUCUUCUCACGGUUUUUGGCUACUUCCAUAUCUUCUUGUGGAUCGGCUCCGCUCUCUGCAUAGUCGCCGGUGGCAUUCUCUAUACCUUUGCCUUGAACCUCGACGUAGCCAAGUACGUUUGCGCCCAGCUUGUUUUUGGUAUUGGCUCGGGUCUGUGCUUGCAGGUGCCAGUCAUGGCGGGGCAGGCGUUUGCGAAGCCGGAAGACACGGCGUCCAUCACGGCGAUUUUGCUCUUUUUUCAAACCCUCGGAGGCACAAUCUUCUUAUCUGUCGCUCAGUCCGUCUUUACUAACCGCCUCAUCGCUAAACUACUCUCCUUCUCCUCGACUUACAAUGCCAGUGAGGUUAUAUCUGAAGGAGCUGAUGAUUUACGCUCGCACUUUUCAGGCACCCAGCUCAGAGACAUCCAAGAUGCGUACAUGUCGGGUCUAAGAGCAACAUGGGUCUUGGGCAUUGCGUGUGCUGGUGCGGCGUUUUUGAGUAGCUUUGGAUCGAAGAUGCGCAAUAUAAGGCAACCGACAACGCCAGCUAUCGUUGAAGGUGGAAAGGGCGCUGAAGAGGAGAACCAGACGACAGAAAGUACAGAUGAAAAGCGUCAGAAACACGGGGACUGCGCGGUUUCUGCUUGA